Messenger RNA from Meyerozyma guilliermondii ATCC 6260, 651 nucleotides. RefSeq lists its product as uncharacterized. NCBI's taxonomy places the organism in Eukaryota, Fungi, Ascomycota, Pichiomycetes, Serinales, Debaryomycetaceae. The record is from RefSeq and is a predicted model, not a curated record. Gene Ontology annotation, biological process: protein import into nucleus. The transcript has a single exon. Gene Ontology annotation, cellular component: nucleus; cytoplasm. The coding region runs from base 1 to 651 and encodes 216 amino acids. Gene Ontology annotation, molecular function: nuclear import signal receptor activity.
AUGAAAAUAUCAACGUUAAAAGUGUGUGGUUUGUGGAUUGUAUCUGACUUGUUGGAGUAUGGCGGAAGUGAGUCCGCUGCUUGGAAGGAUAUAUUCAUGACCACAGUUGCAGAGUCAUUGAACUCCGCUCAUGCUAGUGUGCGCCAUGCAGCAUUUUAUGCCGUGGGUGUCGCUUCUCAAAAUGGCAAUGUUUACUCUGAUUUCUGUAUCGCUUGCCUCGAGCCUAUUUUCAAGAUGGCCUCUAUUCCAGACGCUCGUGCAGACGAGAAUGCGGUAGCUACUGAAAAUGCGGUUGCUGCAAUUGCAAAAAUUUGUCACCGUUUGGGAGCCUCAGUACCAAACUUGGAUGUGCUUUUGCAACAAUGGGUAUGUCUCUUGCCCGUAGUUCAAGAUGAUGAGGCGGCAGCAUAUGUUUACACCUUUUUGAGUGAGCUUGUGCGAAACCGACAUCCCUCAGUUGUUCAUCAGGUUCCUAAAGUGUUCGAUUCCGUUGUCCAAGCUCUCGCUCAAGGAUCAAUUGCUGGCGAGACGGCAGAAAGAGUUUCUGUAGCUACUAGGGAACUUUUGGGAUCUAUGUCCCAGGCUGAUGCCAAUGCAUUGCUACUGAAGUAUCCUUCCGAUAUGGGCAUCAUCAAAAAGUGGUUUUCAUAG